Molecule: messenger RNA, 585 nt
Organism: Heterobasidion irregulare TC 32-1
Lineage: Eukaryota; Fungi; Basidiomycota; Agaricomycetes; Russulales; Bondarzewiaceae
Exons: 6
Coding region: 1-585 (194 amino acids)
Cellular component (GO): cytoplasm; membrane
Source: RefSeq, a predicted model, not a curated record
AUGCUUAGCAUCGCUCUCGCCCGUGCUUACCAACAAUCGUUCGAGUCUCAUCCAAACGGCACACUCGCCAUUGCCGGCGGUGCGCUCAAUGCAUUAGGGGAUGUCGUCGCGCAGAUGGUACAGCAGUUUUCUGCAUCUCACGACCCGCACAAAGAACGGAUGCCAUAUGACCCCUUGCGCACUCUCCGUUUCUUCUGUUUCGGUGCUGGAAUGAGUCCAAUGAUUGGUCGCUGGAAUAGAUUUCUCGAGGCUAGGUUUCCAUUGCAAGCGCGUCAGCAGUCUGGCCACACUACCCCGCGUUGGGCUACGUUAUGCAAACGAGUUGCCUGCGAUCAGAUAGUAAUGGCACCUAUUGGCCUCGCGGUGUUCCUUGGUUCAAUGGGCGUGAUGGAAGGACGUGAUGGGGCGCACAUUCGCGGCAAGUACAAAGAUCUCUACCGCCCUGCACUCAUCGCCAAUUGGAAAGUCUGGCCAGCCGCACAGUUUGUGAACUUCCGUUUCAUGCCCUUGGCCUAUCGGGUACCCUUCCAGCAGUCUUGCGGGGUGUUCUGGACGCUUUACCUGUCUAUCAUCAACUCUAAGUGA